AUGGCAGAAAAUACAAGUCCAGCUAUCACUAUGACUUGUGAGGUUUGUUCAGAGUAUUACACUGACCCCCUCAUGCUUCCCUGUCUUCACUCAUUCUGUAAGAAGUGUCUAAUAAAAGCUAAAGAGAAGGAAAGUAGUGCUGAUACCUCAUUAAAGUGUCCAACGUGCGACACUAGCGUUAAUUUACCUGGUUCGAGCAUAAAUCAAAAGAAGCUUUCAUUAAAGAUAAACUUAUUACAAAGUGUGGCUAGUUGUGAUGAAGUCAUUCCUCCAAUCACUGAAGCUAUUGCUAAUGGAGAAAAAAUGCUAGAGCAGAUAGCAACACGUAAAGAAGAAGUAACCAAGGAAAUCCAGGAAACAUUUGAAGAGCUUAAAGCUCUUUUAGGUAAGAGAUGCAAUGAUCUACUAAUGGAGACUGAAGAGAUUGCUAACGCUAAGAGAAGUUCCGUCAUGAAGCAGUUGGACGGGUUUCGUAAACUGGUAAAACAGGUUUCUUGUGGUUGUCAUCUAGUAUCAUCAGUGAGUGAGCGUACUGAUCCAGGUGAAAUUCUCAGUGUUAAAAAGCUAAUCACUAAUCAACUAGAGAAUUGCAUUGAAGAUGAUGGGAGUAAAGAGGAGGGUAGAGUUGUUAUAGUUAAUGAUAACAACACAGCCAUUGUAUCAUGCACACCUCAAGACUGUAGGCUGGGGAAUGGUCUGGCUCGCGAAACUACUCAAAGUAUUGGUCAAUAUGAGCUAUCAGUGACUAUAAAAGGGCAACAUAUUAAAGGCAGUCCUUAUCAACUGUCAGUAAAAGCAUCAAGAGACUAUCGUAUAGCGGGAUUUAUUGACGAGUAA
This is a messenger RNA of Amphimedon queenslandica, 837 nucleotides long. Its product is annotated as E3 ubiquitin-protein ligase rnf168-like. The transcript has 3 exons. The record is from RefSeq and is a predicted model, not a curated record. Lineage: Eukaryota; Metazoa; Porifera; Demospongiae; Haplosclerida; Niphatidae. Bases 1 to 837 code for a protein of 278 amino acids.